Molecule: messenger RNA, 5919 nt
Organism: Scaptodrosophila lebanonensis
Lineage: Eukaryota; Metazoa; Arthropoda; Insecta; Diptera; Drosophilidae
Gene: milt
Product: trafficking kinesin-binding protein milt
Exons: 3
Coding region: 275-4165 (1296 amino acids)
Source: RefSeq, a predicted model, not a curated record
ACACUAGAAAAUGCCUCCUUAAGGCAAAGGCUUCGCUUUUGCUGUCAACAACAGUGACAUAACCGUUUGACAGACAAAUGUUAACUCACAUACAUAAAACGUACAAAAACACACUCAUGUUAAACCUUUGCCGUACAAUAACUAAGAACAAAUAAUUUAUUUCGGGAAAAAUUCUCAGUUAUUUUCUGUAAAAAAGCAACAAAAAGCCAAAAGUUGAGACUGAAGACGCCAUUUUUUAGCAUGCAAGCCAUGCAAAAACAACAAAUACAACAAAAUGUCACUAUACGAUGCUUCUAACAGUGUCCCAAAUAGUAAUAACAACAAAUUGGAACAACAACCACAACAACAUAGUUCAAGUGAGCAUUUAAAGGUGCCUCUGAGCGUUAUUCCAGAACAUAAGAUAUUGGAUGACUACGAACUGAACUUUGCCGCCCCCCUGACCAAUGGAAAUGGCCAACUCAAUAGUACGCUCGACGUGGACGUUGAAGGGAGCUCAUCCAGCCAUUCGCUGGCCGCUAAGAGCGACUCCUGCAGUUCUCUCUGGUCGACUACGUCUAUAAAUUCAGUCUCGUCCAGCUCCACUGCAGCAGCAACAUGUGCCAAAACAAUAAGCCAAAAGCCGUCCAAUGCCAGUAAACAUUUCGAGAACACUUACAAGUUGCUGGGCAAGCAUUUAGAGUCCAAUUGCCAGCGUGCCGCGGACAAGCUACAGCACUUGGCUAAUAGUGGCGAAGGAGGUGGAGAUGCCGAUAGUUUAACGAGCUCCUUUGCCUCCAUGUCGGCGAUAGUGAAUGGCACGGAGCCGCCACCUACGCGCCUUGAACUCGAGCUAGAGGCGGUGGAACGCAUGCGUACCAUUGUCCGGCAAAUGAGGACAGCAGCGAGCAGUGCCACCGACAACAACAGUCCGUCAACAGUGUCCGCACCCAUGUUGGCCCUCCUGCAUGACUUCGCGGCCAAAGGCCAGCCAAAGUGCAUCGACAGCACGCCGGCCACUCCCGCGCCAAGUCCCAGUGUGGGUCCCAUGAACGAGCAGCCGCCCUGCUUCGACCUGCCUGCUGAAUUGCUGCAGGCAGCCACCUCCAGGGAGCUCAUGUACUAUGCUGCCAAAAAUGUCGAUGGCCAAAAUUGUUUAAAGGUUGUGCGCAGUCUGCUGACUAACAAAGUUCUAUGCGGUAAUCGUGUUAGCCAGAUGACUCGUGCAUACGAUGACAUUGAAGCCGUGACGCGACUGCUCGAAGAGAAGGAGAAGGAUCUGGAGUUGACGGUGCAGAUCGGCAAGGAGUUGCUCACACAGAAUAAUGCGCUCGAAGCGCGUGUCAGUGACCUGGAAGCAGAUCUCAAAUCGUCCAACGAUGAUCGGGCCCAAUUGGUUCACGAGCUCCACAAAAAGAACGAACUAAUAGCGGUGUUAACAAACGAUGCGGAUGACGGCACAGAUGCGGAUACGCCCACCAUGUCGAAAUCAAUAACAUUGGAUCUGUUACAAAAGAAGGUGAAUGCACUGCUGGAUGAGAAUCGUUCUCUAAAGUCUGAGGCGACACAAUUGGCGCACGAGACGGACGAAGUGGAGGAACACGAACGUCGGCUGAUGGCAGACAUAAGUGCCCAACUAAACGAUGCCAACUCACAGUACGACAAUCUCAAUCUGGAGCUGGAGCGACAGCGUGAAGAGAAUCGGCUCCAGCACGAGCAGAUAGUCAGUCUGACGGCACGCCUAGCGGAGGCAGAGAUGCGACUUCAUCAGCUAACGCAGGACAAUGAUGAGCACCUGUCGCUGCUGAAUGUGACGAAGGAGAACCAGAAUGCGCUUGCCCUGGAGCUAGUGGAGUUCAAGCAGCGCUACGAGGAGGUGCUCGCCCUGCUGCAUUCGGCUCAGGAUCAGCUGAAGCAGCAGCGCAAGCGUUCGCAGCCGCAGGCGCGCAGCUCCUUCUUGGGCGGGCUCGGCACCAGUGGCGUUGGCUGCAACAUGAUGGGUGGCCUGCUGCAGCCGGAGUCACUGCAGUCUGAGCUAAUGGAGUCCUCGUUGUACUCUGAGAACAGUCUGGACUCCGGCAUAUCAGGUGAUAGCCAACGAGCUGCGGAUCGCAUAAGUCGCAUGAUGUCACAGUUGCCGGCGGGCGCCGCUGGCAUGGCUGGUGCCUUCGGAGGCAGUAGCAUCUACGGCCAGGCUGGAGGCAUCGGCCAAGUGCCGCCCUAUCAGCGCGUCUUCGAUACGGUGCGCUGUGCCGGCAAGAGUGGCAACUACAUGGACAGCGGCAAUGUGUCAAUGACCCAAUUGGGAGCUAUGUCGAUGAGCAGUGCCUCCGGACCGCGCAUGGCAUCCAUGUCCUACCCGGCGGGCUCGUAUUAUCGCGGUGCCAGUGGCGGAAGCAGCAACUCCCUCGGCCUCAAGACGUUCUCCCAAGAAAGCCUCAACUCGCAGUCGGACGAUGGCUAUCCGGCACAGCCAUCGGGCGUGCCCGGCGCACCUGGUGCCAAGGAGCUAGAAGCGGCGCUGAAGCGACUCACGCCCGCCGAGGUUCUGGCACGUCGUGCCAUGCUUUCCUACGCGCCAGUCGGCACCUACAACUAUGAUGAGCCGCAUGCACAGAAACCGCAUGGUGGAGCGGGGGAUAACCUACCUGUAGGCGUGCGUACACCAGACAGCAUUAUGUCCACCGGUUCCUCCGGUAUGUCAGCCUCUUCGGCCCAUAUGUCAGCCUCCAUGUCGCAUCAGUGGCGUCUUCCAGAGAAGUUGCAAAUUAUCAAGCCCAUGGAGGGCUCUCAGACGCUUCAUCACUGGUCGCGCCUCGCCACGCCCACGCUCAGUGGUCUUUUGGACGAGCGUCCCGGUGUAACCAUACGUGGUGGGCGCGGGCUGGAUGAUCUGGGCAUGCAGGUCUAUACGCUAUCCGAUGUAGAGGAGGAUGUCAGUGAGGAUUUGCCGGGCAAACAGUUUGAAACCGCCGGUUCAACUUAUACAUACACAACGAGCGUGGUAAUGCAUCCGGACGACGGAUUCGUAAAUGAUUUGUCGUUCCUCUCGCAAUCGCAAAUGUCCUCGCGAAUGGCGUCCACAUCGACAUCCAGACAGCCCAGUUGUCCUGCCACCCCACGUGCCGGUCUAUCGCGCAAAAACUCCUGCUCCACGUUCUCCGUAAAUUUAGGACUAGCUUCCAUGUUGAACGAGCGUGGCAUUAAGGCGGUAACGCCAAGUGCCUUGAAUACGCCCGCAGGACCAAACUACUCACCUACAGUGACGCCCUGCAAUAGUCCCGAGGGUUCACCGCCACGCGCUGAAUCUCCGGAACCGCUCUUCGCCCUACUCUCCUCCGGAGCGGAUUUGAUACGACGCAAACUGGUGGGCAGUCCCUCCUCGGAGGGACACCUUCAACGAACUCUGAACAAACAGCAACAACAGAAGGUAAUGCUGUCCCGGCUGGAGCGACGAGCACUGCGGUCCCUUAAACUGGUGGAGAAGGUGGAGAGCAUUGGACUGGAGAACAUAAUCACAACGCAACCGGGAUUGGGCUCUGGAAUUGCUAAUCGCAGCAGCUCCCCUCUCUCGCUAGCAGGAAGUAGUGGUGGCGGCAGCCUGAGGAGCCUCCAUACGAGCAGUAAUAGCAUUGUGGAUGAUAUACACUUCGAUCGCGCCCAAAUCAAGGGUGUUCUGCACAAAGGCUUGAAUUCGCCGUCGCAAUCGAAGGCGAUUGGGAAGCCAAAGGCGAAGGUGGCUCCCUCCCAAUGCAGUAGCACGAGUGCCUACAACAGCGAUGAUAGCGACGAUCAGGGCAUUGUGAUGAAGCCAACCACAACGAAGCCACAUACAGCGCCAGUGGCAGCACCAGCCGCAGGAGUUGGAGGAACAGCAGCUGCGGCAUCGGCCAGCGAGACACGCUUAAAGCAAAUGCAACGACAGAAAUCGCGACGAAAUCUUAAGAACGGCAUGGCGGCACAGCGACCCGAUUUGGGUACUAUAGGGGGUGGCCGUGUGCGUCCAGAUCUGGGCAAAGUGGAAGGUGCUGACAAUAAUUUGGUGGUGGCGGCGGCGGCGGCCAAGACGGCAACAGGAGCAGCCAAGAACAAUGACGAUAAUAAGGCGGCGGCGUCGCAAAGCAUUACGCAAGCAUUUGUAGGCUCUGUUAGUUCUCUGUUAUUUGGCCGCAAAGGUGGCUGGCUGUAAAGGUUAACAGAGGUAAAGAAAUAGAGACACGAAGACGACGCUCUUAUUGAUUCGCACAGUAGUAGUGUGGUUGCAGCGAAAAAGUGACUAUAAUUUAAUUUUAAAUGAUUUACGAUGCAGUUAUAUUUUUAUUUAGUUUAUUAUAUUUAUCACAAUAACAACAACAAUAAGUUAAAAGAUAAACCACAAAUGUUUCUAUUUAGAAUGUAAAGAAACAAAAUCACGCCUGUUGCCGUUUUUUUUUUUUUUUUUGCUGCACUCGCCGCCACCAUAUUUUUGAUAGAUGAUCAAUUUAAUUAAACGUCGUUUAAACGAUGUGCAACAGUUUGCCCACAAAAAACCUAAAUACACAUAAUUUUAGUGCUACCAUCGCAUGUGUUUGUAGCUGUGAUUUGUAAAUAAUUAUAGUAAAAUGUUAAUCUUUAGUAACUAUUAUUAAUCAAUAAUGCACGUUGAUCAUUGAAGAAGAGGAAAUGGUGGUAAAAAUAUCUAUAAGAGCGAGAGCAGCAGAAAAGCAAACACAACUAUACGAUCGAUGCUUUCCCGGUCAGUUUAAAAACAGUUCCAAAGCAGCUAUUUUUUCUUUGAAUAUUAUAUAUUUUAUUUUAUAUAUUAUAGAUUACGAUAUGUAACUUUACUUUGCCAAUUUGUAUUUAUCUCAUGUGUGUUUACUUAAACGAACGGAAUGUAGUCGAAACGAAACAUUUUAUUAUUUUGAUAGUUGCUUAGUGCAAACGAGAAUAGAAAAGCGAAGAAAUAUAUUUGUAUAUAGAGGAAUGUUAUAUAUUUUUGUAUACACACAUAAACAUGUACGUAUUAUUUAACUGAUAUUUUGUGCUAAAAAAUGUAAUCUUUUGCUGCCCCGCUUUACCUCGGUGCUUUUACUAAACGCUACAAUUAAACUUCCAAUGUUCUUAGUUCUCGGAAAUUUCUAAAAACUUCGCUUAACUGGCUAUUCGAUGCGCUCGUUUGGCUAUGCGAGUUAUAUUUAAGUACAAUUAAAUUAAAAUGUUUGCAUAGCUACAAAAUAGAGCGCAGCAAAUGUAUUUCGUUAUUGUUAUUUAAAACUUCGCUGCAAUGCUUUUGCAUUGCCUGUUGAUUAACAGCCGACUCACAUGUUAUUUCACACUCUUCACAGCUAGCUUUAAUGCCAACACAUACUCGCUGAGAGCAUGAAACGAACAUACUACUGUAAAGCAAUCUUUUGUUUGAGCUUGUAAUUAUUCGCCUUAAAACUAAAUUACGAAAUUAACGAAAAAUAUCAUUAACAUACAGUUGAAUCAAGAAACAAUAUACGAUACAUCUGAAAUUGGUCCCAACUUUGUUUUUAUUUUUAAAUUUCUUACAAAAGUGUGUCCUCAAUAAACACAAAUUUACGACAUUUAGGACAACAAAAACGUAAAAGGCACGUAAACAAUUUUAGUUGUAAUUAUCGAUAUAUUUAUUUAUUAUACAUGCAGAAGACGGCCAACUUUUGUGUAUUAUUUAUUUAUACAAACAAUUCAAAUAAGGCUGUCGAUGGAAAGAAAAAGCAAAGUAAACAAACAAAUAAAAUUACUUGUUGGCGAUGAAAUAUUACGAUGGAUGUCCUUCUUGAAGGACCUGACGGCUCGUCACAACCAUUGUCCUGUCAUUUUCGUGUAGACAUGUUUUAUUUCCUAUAUUUAAUUUGUCUAUGUAAUUAAAUUACAUGCGUAGAGUUAUUCAUUUAUUAAAUAUGUAAAUAAAAGAAAAUAAAAAUGCGUAAAAAUAAA